Molecule: messenger RNA, 1725 nt
Organism: Closterium sp. NIES-67
Lineage: Eukaryota; Viridiplantae; Streptophyta; Zygnematophyceae; Desmidiales; Closteriaceae
Source: the annotation of a GenBank genome assembly
ACUCCAGAAUUACCCAGGUAACUCACCACCCAAGUCAUUCACUAGUGGCCUUUCGCAGCCGUCCCCCCAUGGCUAUCCGCCCUUUGCGUAGCUGUCUUUCUCAUUGUGUUUUAGCAUUGACAAUCCUGUACACCCUCCAUCAUCCCUCUCAAGCGGAGCUUCUGCAGACUGCCAGGAAUCACCUACACCCGUUGCUGGUUGUUAGCGACAAUAUUAACCCGUCUGAUGCCGUGCGUACUAGCGUUUCUAGACGCACUCUCGUCGCAAAAGAUGCUCGACGAAGGCACCUCGCGUCGUCGCCACCCGUUCCCGCGGGGCCUUCCCCCCCCAUCUCCGCGUGGGAGCGCGCGAUGGCGGCGCUGAAGCCCGCCAUGUUCGCUGCUGUGGCCGUCAUGUCCAUCGGCGCGGAGAGCGACGUGCCCACUGCUGCGCUCCGCCCGCUCCUGGCGCCAGGCGUGGUGGCCACGGCCAAGGUCCGACUGCGCGCUGCGGCGGAUCUGAAUGACGGGAUUGACUGGGAAGGAUUGCGGAUGAACGGAGAGGGCACGCUGACGCCUUACUCCCCUAAGGUUGCUCUGCUAUACCUGCGGCUCGAGCAGGGCGAUUUGUCCGCACCUCUGACGUCGCGCACGUGGCCGUUCGCGGACUCGGCGCAGGGCGCGCCGGUGUACGCCACGGCCCUCGCGUUCCUGUCGCCCAUCGUGUCCUUCCGCAUCUACCCCAGCGCCCCCGUGGGCCCAGCGGCGCAGCAGCAAGAGUUGAGCGUACUGGAUCUGGGAGGGACUGACUUUGGAGCGGGAUCCUUCCAGGUGGGUCUUAACGUUUCGCAACCUCUAUUGGCUUUUCCACGGAAGUGUACUCAGAUAAAUCUACAGGGGGGCAUAGACCAGCAGACGCUGCUUCUUCAAGGUGGCGCCGAUCAAGCACAGUGUUUCAAGUACCACAAUUUCAACAGCGCCUAUUUCUUCGCGCUCACAGAGCCCGUGGACAUCAAUUACCAAGUGAAGCUUCCGCCGCCCCCUCCGCCAUCCCCUCCGCCUCCUCCCAGCCCCCCGUCCCCACCCCCACCUCCCCUGGCUCCCCCUCCCCCCCCUCCUCCCGCCCCGACUUCUCCCCCGCCGGAUGGAGGCAGCAACACAGGCCUGUACAUGGGCAUAGGCAUUGGCGUGGGCCUGGCGGUGCUGCUGCUGGCAGGCGCCGUGGCAGCGCUCGUGUAUGUCUGGACGGUCAAGCGGAAAGAGCAGGCGCAGUCUCAUCCCGAGGGGAACUUGGGCCGCGCGCAGCUGAUCGCGGCAAUGGCGUCGUUCAAAGGGAGUAACCGGGCCACGGUUAGGUCGGACAGCCUCCAUGCAGCAGCCUCGAGCAGCGGGGAAGCAUCUUGAGGUUGUGGCCGCAGUUAGACGAUCUGGCCCGUGGAAGGCAAUGCGGCGUGCUUUCGAGUGGCGCGGGCCUGAGGCGGCUUCCGGUCUGCUUAUACAAUGUUGGGCCUGAUGGUAUUGGGGGACAAUGUGUCUCUCUCUUAACCCUGCUCGGGCACAUGUCUGUCCAGGGUGUUCUGCUUGCCCUGGUUCUUUGAACUUAAGGAUGCAAAGCAAGGGUGAGUGUCCGCAAGGCAAGGGUGUUAAAAUUAUAUAAGUUAUAAUUUAAUAUAGGCUUGGUAGGUUGUUACUGAACAUUUCUGUAGAGGGUACAAACUGUUAACCUAGAACACAGAAUGAUUACUAG